UCUGAACGCAGUUCGCGGCAGCAAAACUUUGUGCUUUAUUGAAGAUACGAUCAAAAAUUGUCGAUUACGCAGGAAAUCCAAAAUAGUUGUUUUCUUUUCAAUUGUGAUUAGUGCGUAGAUUUUUUGCUGCCUGCGGUACGCGUACUUACAGUUAAUUGCGACAAAUCGACAAAAUUAAUGAUCAGAAGUGCAUAGCGAAGAUUUGGUUAUCUAUUAAAUUGUACAGAUUCAUCACACAUACACAGAAAAAAUUACGUGUAAAAAAUUUAUGCUGAAAGCCUACAAAAAUCGAAUCACGCACACAGUUUGCUAAGAAGAUAGCUUACUUUCUAGGACGACGGAACUAAAAGGAUGCCUGAUCACAGCGAUUUAGACCGGCAGAUUGAGCAGUUAAAACGUUGCGAAAUCAUCAAAGAAAAUGAAGUGAAGGCUUUGUGUGCUAAGGCUCGCGAAAUUCUAGUAGAAGAGGGUAACGUACAACGUGUAGAUUCGCCAGUUACGGUUUGUGGUGACAUUCACGGACAGUUUUACGACCUUAAAGAACUGUUCAAAGUCGGAGGAGAUGUGCCGGAAACCAAUUACCUAUUUAUGGGAGAUUUCGUCGAUCGGGGCUAUUACAGUGUCGAAACGUUUCUCUUGUUGUUGGCUCUAAAAGUUCGUUAUCCCGAUCGUAUCACACUGAUUCGCGGUAAUCACGAGUCCCGUCAAAUCACCCAGGUGUAUGGAUUCUAUGACGAAUGCCUCCGAAAAUAUGGUUCGGUGACGGUUUGGCGCUACUGCACGGAAAUCUUCGACUACCUCUCGCUAUCGGCUAUUAUCGAUGGAAAAAUAUUCUGCGUGCACGGUGGCCUUUCGCCUUCCAUACAGUAUUUAGAUCAGAUUCGCUCGAUCGACCGCAAACAGGAAGUCCCCCAUGACGGACCGAUGUGCGAUCUGCUGUGGAGUGAUCCGGAGGACACUCACGGUUGGGGAGUUUCGCCGCGCGGUGCUGGCUAUUUGUUCGGUUCGGAUGUGGUUUCACAGUUCAAUGCGGCCAACGAUAUCGACAUGAUUUGCCGAGCUCAUCAGCUCGUGAUGGAAGGAUACAAGUGGCACUUUAACGAGACAGUUCUAACCGUUUGGUCGGCACCAAACUAUUGCUAUCGGUGCGGCAAUGUGGCGGCCAUCCUGGAGCUCAACGAGAAUUUGCAGCGAGACUUCACAAUUUUCGAGGCAGCACCACAGGAAAGUCGUGGUAUCCCGUCGAAGAAACCGCAGGCUGACUAUUUCUUAUAAAAGCUAGCCGCACGACUGAUACCGGACCGAUCCUGACCGGCCCAGGUUCGCCCUCGUGGGUUUUCCAGUUCUACGGUACGCUUCAUAUCGAGCUCUCAUCCAGCCGUCAUUAUUUGGAAACUCCAUGUCUUCAAUGUCUUUGGUAAUAUUCUGUUCUCUUUAGCUUUCUUCAAAUAGAUUUUUAGUCUAGGUUUUAAAUCUUUAAAAUCCGCCUUUCUAUUAGUUUUAAUUAAUCAGCUAUUAAAGAUCUAUUUUAAGUUUUGUCCUUGUCGAUUUUUGCAGAAGUUGAAUACAUCAGACUACACGAAGAAACCUGCUUCUUUUACAUAUGUUAGUAGUAAAACUUAUAUACUCAAUAAAUGUCACAGUUUAGGAGUGAGGAUGUUAAGUAUGAAAAUGAAAAACGAUGCUUUUGCUUUAUCGAUUUGGAUUCCUAUUCAUGUGAUUGAGUUCAAAAUUGAAGGACGCAGAUGAAACAGUAUAAUCCGAAGGCAAAAUUGGUAAAUUACUCAUCAACAUUAGGAAAACAAAGAUGAUAAAUCCAACUUUGCGCAAUAAAUAAAGUACAUUGUGCGUAAGAAUUACAACGUCUACUAUUUAUACAAAUAUGAGAAACUGUAUUAUAUUUAAGUGCAGUAAGCAUAUGAACAGAUACAAAUACGUUUUCUUUUGCUGUUGAAUGUCCACACAUAAUUCAUUCUGACUCCCAAUCAGGCCUGUCGUGCAUCGUUAAGCAGUAAAAUUCACGAAAAAUGGAUGAUAGUUUUUAUCCUUGUUUUCCACAAUUCAAAGAGAAGUACCCGCCAACACAAGAACCAACUCUUAUUUUUCGUAAAUUCAUGGCUGAUUGUAACUUUUAGAAUUUUGUCGAACAACGCAAUGUGUGUCGCUCAGGUAAUUCAUUUGAUUUAUGAAAUCAUCCGGUCUAGAGCGCCAUAAUUCAUCAAAGCUCCGAUGUGCCUGACAGAGACCAACAACAUAUUCCAAACAGAAAACAUGGUCAUCGGAUUGUCGCAUGAGAAACUCGAUGCCAAUGGAAAGUACUACCUACUACAAACAGCUGAACGAAUCGAACAAACACAUUUGAUAUAGGUAUCUACAUCUACACACUCAAGACCGUGUGCAAAUCCGAGACCCAACGGUGACGAAAACGUACAGAUUCAAUAGCAACUACUAUUACUGAUGAUACUUUUAUUAUUAGCGUUAGAAAAAAACUUGUACGAAUAAACACGGAAAUGCGUACAUAUUCGAUAGUUUAUAGUAUAA
Molecule: messenger RNA, 2541 nt
Organism: Sabethes cyaneus
Lineage: Eukaryota; Metazoa; Arthropoda; Insecta; Diptera; Culicidae
Gene: Pp4-19C
Product: serine/threonine-protein phosphatase 4 catalytic subunit
Exons: 4
Coding region: 352-1275 (307 amino acids)
Biological process (GO): double-strand break repair via homologous recombination; peptidyl-serine dephosphorylation
Cellular component (GO): nucleus; cytoplasm
Molecular function (GO): protein serine/threonine phosphatase activity
Source: RefSeq, a predicted model, not a curated record